AUGGGCGGUUCCCCUUUCGACGGAAUUCGCUCUCAAGUCAUGUACUUCCUUCGAUUUCAGGCCACACUUGACUUUCCCCCUCGACUGCAAACGCGCACGAAAAACGAAUUUGAUGCUAACCAGUUCGACGUACCGACUUGGCUGGACGGCACGAUCAGCGGGUCGAGCUCGCACGGACUCAUGGCAGCGCCCUGGCGCAACAUGGCGGUCGCCAAGGCCGGCGACUCGACGAGCAUUGAGCAGGCGUUUCUGCGCUGUCGCUGUUGCUGGUGCUGA
Molecule: messenger RNA, 276 nt
Organism: Protopolystoma xenopodis
Lineage: Eukaryota; Metazoa; Platyhelminthes; Monogenea; Polystomatidea; Polystomatidae
Source: the annotation of a GenBank genome assembly